This is a messenger RNA of Betta splendens (Siamese fighting fish), 4482 nucleotides long. RefSeq names its product protocadherin beta-15-like. Gene Ontology annotation, molecular function: calcium ion binding. Gene Ontology annotation, cellular component: plasma membrane. The coding region runs from base 466 to 3450 and encodes 994 amino acids. NCBI's taxonomy places the organism in Eukaryota, Metazoa, Chordata, Actinopteri, Anabantiformes, Osphronemidae. The record is from RefSeq and is a predicted model, not a curated record. Gene Ontology annotation, biological process: homophilic cell-cell adhesion. The transcript is spliced from 4 exons.
ACUUUAACUUUUUUUGUUGCAGUAAAUACGCUGUGGGAAGAUUUGUUUAUAUCCGAUUAUGCUGAUCUAAGUGGGGUAUGAGUUCAUUCUGAUGAAAUACUUAUAAGAACUAAAUCAAGGACGUUUGACCUGCGGUAAAAGCCCGGAGCCUGUACCGUGAAUUUGAUCGGGCUGGUGGGCAGGAAGGAUUAUCCGAGCAGAUGUCGUUUCCCCCACUGUUGGAGUAGUAGGGCCAAUAAUAAACACGCACACACACACACACACAGACACACUAAUCUGAGAUAGGCUACUAGCCCUCGCACAUCCUUUAUUUUCUCUCUCCUCUCUUUUCUCUUCCGUAGACAGUCACGGUUCCAGGCUGAAGUUUUUUUUUUUCCCGCACUGUGUUUUGCACACUUCUGCUUUAAGCGUCCAGCGCGAGCGCACCGGGGACGCAGUCCUUGGCGUCACCGCUUCAGACCACAGAUGGACACACAGGGGGCAACGAAAAGACCGCGUGGGAAAUGGCACCUGCUGUGCUGUGUAGCCUCGUUCACUUGCUUCUUGGACGCAGUCUGGGGACAGAUUCGUUACUCGGUCCCAGAGGAACUGGAGCACGGAGCUUUUGUUGGCAAUAUUGCAGAGGACCUGGGCUUGGAUUUGGACAAACUCUCCUCACGCAGAUUCCGGAUCGUCUCGGGUGCCAAAAAGCAAUAUGUGGAAGUAAAUUUAGAAAACGGAGUUUUAUUCGUUAAUGAAAGAAUCGAUCGCGAAGAGCUGUGCGAGCAGAGUUUGUCCUGCUCCUUUCACUUGCAAGUGGUCAUAGAAAACCCUCUGGAGCUCUACAGGGUCGAGAUGGAAAUUCUGGACGUAAACGAUAACUCUCCUAUUUUCCCGUGGACCGAGUUUAACCUGGACAUAUCUGAGUCCGCCGCUCCAGGAUCCCGUUUCCCACUCGAGAGCGCGCAGGACUUGGACGUCGGAGCGAACUCCCUGCGCGCCUAUUUGCUAAGUGUGAACGAGCAUUUCCUCAUAGAAAUACAGACCCGCAGUGAUGGAAGUAAAUUCGCCGAACUCGUCCUUCAAACCCCUCUGGACAGAGAGCAGCAGAGUGCCCAUCAAAUGGUCCUAACAGCGGUGGAUGGAGGCGCGCCAGAGAGAUCCGGCACUGCGCAAAUUGAUAUCACCGUUUUGGACGCGAACGAUAACGCGCCCGUGUUUGAUCAGUCGUUUUACAGAGUGAGGCUCGCUGAGAACGCACCGAAAGGCACGGUCGUCAUAAAGCUCAACGCGACUGAUUUGGACGAGGGUCCCAAUGCUGAUAUCACGUAUUCAUUCAGUGGCCACGCGCCCAUCAAAGUGCGCCAGCUCUUCAGCGUGGACUCGCGCACGGGGGAAAUCAAAGUCAAAGGCGUGAUCGACUACGAAAAAGCCAGGAUGCACGAGAUCUACGUCCAAGCGAAGGACAAGGGCCCCUCCGCGGUGGCGGUUCACUGCAAGGUGCUGGUAAACGUGCUGGACAAGAACGACAACUUCCCCGAGGUGAUCCUAACGUCCGUGUCCACGCCCGUGCAGGAGGACGCGCCGCCGGGAACGGUGAUCGCCGUCAUCAGCGUGACGGACAAGGACUCGGGGGAAAACGGCAACGUGGACUGCGAGAUUCCCCACCAGGUGCCAUUUCAGCUCCACUCCUCCUUUAAGAACUACUACACGCUGGUGACGUGUGAUUUUCUGGACCGAGAGACUGUGGCGGAGUACAACAUCACCCUGACCGCCAGGGACAUGGGCUCCCCGCCGCUAUUUACCCGCAAAACUAUCUUAGUCCACGUGUUCGACGUGAACGACAACGCGCCGCGCUUCAAGCAGCCUUCGUACACUGUGUAUCUGACGGAGAACAACGCGCCAGGGGCGUCUAUUUGCUCGGUGACGGCGGCGGAUCCGGACUCGGGCCAGAACGCGUACCUGUCCUACUCCAUAGUGGAAGGCGUUUUGCAGGGGAUGCCGGUGUCCACGUACGUGUCCAUCAACUCGGACAACGGUAACAUUUACGCGCUGCGCUCCUUCGACCACGAGCAGCUGAGGAACUUUCAGAUCACGGUCCGAGCUCAGGACGCCGGCUUUCCGCCGCUCAACAGCAGCGUGUCGGUCAGCGUCUUUAUCCUGGACCAGAACGACAACGCUCCCGUCGUCGUGGCGCCGCUUCCGCGGAACGGCACGGCGCCCGGCGAGGCGCUGCCCAGGUCGGCGGACGCCGGAUACCUCGUGGCCAAAGUCGACGCGGCGGACGCGGACGCGGGUCAGAACUCGCGUCUCUUCUACCACGUGCUCCAAGCGACGGACCCGAGCUUGUUCAGCAUCGCUCUGUACACGGGCGAAAUCAGGACGAUGCGCCCGUUGACGGAGAGAGACCCCAGCAGGCACAGAUUGGUCAUUCUGGUGAAGGACAAUGGUCAGCCGCCGCUCACGGCCACAGCCUCCAUCAUUCUGUCAGUGGUUGACAGCCUGCCAGCUUCACAGCCCGAUUUGGGGGACCUGUCACUAAGCCCACAUCACAGCUCCAACUUCGCCCUCUACUUAAUCGUGUCUCUGGGCGCAAUAUCCCUCGCGUUCCUGGUGGCGAUCAUUGUCCUGGUCGCAGUGCGGAGACUCAAGGGCAGCGCGUCCAACGGAGAGUCCAGCUUCCCCGCAAUCCGCGGCUGCUGCGGCUGCUGCUCCCGCUCCAAAGCGGCCGCCGCCGCCGCCGCGGAUGCGUUGGAGAAGUCCAACCUGAACGCGCGCGUGUCCGCGGGCGCGGAGACGCCGAGCGGCGGCGGCGGCGGCGGCGGCGGCGGCGGCGGCGCCGUGCCGCAGGUCUACUGCUACAAGAUGUGUCUGACGCCGGAGGCGUCCAAAAGCGACUUCAUGUUCCUCAAGCCGUGCAGCCCGGUGCUGUCGGCGCAGCAGAACAACGCCAAGAGCACGGACUACCUGACGUCCGGCUGGAGCACGCUGGACCACCGGAAGCUGAGCAACAACAGGGCGCCGACCCCCCACGAGAUUAAAUAUUCUAACAAAGACUGGACGUGGAGCAAGAACCAGCGCAACUCAGCGUACAAGAGGUACAGCUCAGCGAAUGUGGACGGCGCAGGUUCGCAGCAACACGCGUACGGCGCCGACGGGUUCCCGUGCUCUGUGGCGCCUCAGUACUGGACCUGGGGAAACCAUAAGACGGACUGCAAAAGGUCCCUUCAAGAGGGAGCGGCGCCCAACUUCUCGUGGACUCCCAAGUACGGCCCGGGUGGCGGCGAGGCGGGCGACUACCAGCACAACGUCUACAUCCCCGGCACCACGUCGGGCCACGGCGCCUCCAGGCCGGCGCGCGGGGACGAGCUGGACAUGUACAGCAGCUUCUCCACGUUUGGGAAGAAGAAGAGGUUCAUCUCUAACUACGACGGAGGCGACGGCGUCAUAAACAAGGCCAUGUUCAAGUGACGCGCUGGUGGGUUGUGUUGUAAAAAAGACGUGACUUCACCUCCGUGCGGUGGAAGAUUUGCUCCUGGGGACAAACAACAGCACCUUUCUCCUUUUACCCGAGGACUUUUUAAACUACUUAUUGCAACAACUGCAUUGGAUUUGUUUAAAUACUGGUGUAGAAUAGGUCUGUUUUGAGGUACGGUGGGUUCUCCAGGAAGCACACAUGGACAUUAUGAAGUCAAAGCUUCUCUGUCUGCAGGGCAAAGUGCGUCAGUUGUACUGGAGUACUUUGGAGGCAGUGAAGUGGAACACGGGGAAAAAGGUUUUUCGUUCCCAGCAGCUGUGAACUCAGGUAAAUGUGAUUCGAUCUGUUCAGUGGCUGCUGGCUCUCAGCGAACGUAUGGUGAACGUUUAACUCCCGACUCCUCUUUGAUGCUUUUAGCAGUUUAGGCUCGUUGACACAAUGGCCCGUUUUUGCGCCGACACCCCCUUUUUUCCACUUUUCCACCGAAGCACCGCCGAGCGGUGAAUCCGAGCCCCGGUCGCAAUAAGCUCAAGACUUCACGGCCCUCAGAAUUAAUGCUUCAAUCGGCAGCUGCCGCGUCGAAGCCAUUGAUUUAACAAGGAAUCGUUGUGGGCGUCGUUUUGUCACAAGUAGCUAUUGAUGGGGAGGAUCAAACGGCGCCACAGGUACAGAUGUUUCAUCCGUUUGUCUUCUAUCAUUAAGCCAUAUCGCAACACAUUUAGUGGCAGGUCAUUUCUCUGCUUUGAAAAAGUCUGAACAGGCUCAAUGCAAAAGCAAUGCAACGGGUAAAAAGACAGCGGACCUGAUGAACUGAACCUCUAUAAUUUAACAGCAGAGACGGGCCUCGGGCCAGUCGGAUGCUUUGAACUAUGAGGAGACAUGAAUCAUUCACUGGCUACACAUCCCUGUUUAGUUAUUAUCAUAGAGCGUGAUUUGUACGAUAAAUCAGUGUUACACAAAUAUUUGUAUAAUACUCUGUAUAUAGUAUAAAUACGUAUAUUAUCAAUAAACUGUUUUCAACUCUC